GAAUCCUUGAUUAAAAGGAUUAGCAAAGGAAAAUUUACAAGACAAGGAAAGGGAUAGGAAGAGUAAGAUGACAAGGCGGAUUGGCUAGAUGGACGGCACUAGUUGGGAAGAUAGCUUCAACCACGGAAGAGAUCGAUGGAAUUGGCGGGAUACUUCUGCAAAGCAUCAAAGAAGAGAAAGACAAAAUUUUGGUGGUUACGACCAAAAUCUGUUAAGGAAAGCCACUGCUUUCUACUUCUCCAACUUCCUUGAUGAUUGGAGCUAUGAGGAUAUGUGGAAGAUGUUUAAAAAGCAUGGUAGGGUAUAUGCAAUCUAUGUAUCAAAGAGAAGGAAUAAAGUUGGUGAUCGGGCAUUCCCAAAAGAAGAAUCACAGAAGAAGGAGCAGAGGGUUCAGACUAUAAACCAAAGAUCAAAAGAGAGGAAAGUGUGGCUACAAAGGAAUUCGCAACAACCACGGACGGGAUUAGAUUUCACGGUACUAAAGGAGGAUCAAGCUUGGUUGGAAGGGUGUUAUGUAGGGAUUGUUAGGUUUGUUGAAAUAGUUCCAAUCGUACAAGAAAGGUUUUUUAUGGAAGGUUACUUUGCAUGCAAUGUAAAGCCUAUGGGAGGCAAGUUGGUUUUGCUACAAUGUGAGGAUAAAGAAGAGCUGAGGAAUCUGGUGGAAAUUGCUGCAAAUUGGCUUAGGCAAUGAACCCCUUCUUCCAUUUUUCUUUUACUUUUCUCUCUCCCGAAUGAGCCUACACCCUCCUCUGCAUCAAUCUCUAGCUUCCUCUCCCCCCUGCACAGUCCAGAUCCUCUGCACCGCGCCCAACUCCUCUGCACCGAGCCAUCAUCGCCCCCUCGCACGCCCAGCCUAGCUGCACUAGCCCUGCACCUACGCCCGAGCCUUGCACCUACGCCCCUGCUCCCUGCUCUGCGCCCAGAUCGCCUGCACCUUCCUCUGCCCCAGCCUGCACUCUGCUGCGCCCGGCCUUGCUUCCUGCACCAGCUUUGCUCUGCACUAGCUCCUGCACGCUGCGCACCUGCAAUCAUGCCUCCUGCACGCCUACGUGCCCUACCCCCUGCGCGCCUGCACCUUCCUCUGCCCGAGCCCAGAUCUGCACUUAUCACCCCUCCUCUACCCGAGCCGAUCUGCACUCAUCACCUAUACCCCAAUCGUGCAAUCCCCGGCUGCAACGCAAUCCUGCAACCCGAUCUUGUACCUGCUCUGGUUGUCCGAUUCUCCUUGGCACCUUGUCUCGUUUUUGAAUAAGAUAAAGCUCGGUCAUUGAUGGGUAUAAAUAGAGGGUUUUGGUUAGAAGGCAAGGGGGGACUUUGCUUGUUUGAAUGUAAUGUGGUGUUGACGGAGGAGAACAUUUUUUUGGAGGUCGACGGCAAUUGAAAAGGAGGCUUAUUUUUCUGUGUUUGUUUCCUGCUUAGGUAAUUUUCUGAACAGAGGAGUCCUUUUGGGGAGGCAGUGAAGGGAAUGAUCUGGGCUUAAUCUCGUGGGUGGGAUUCCCCAGAUCGGACUCCGAUCUGUUACCCAGAAAACUCCACCAUGCUUGUUUCUUUUGACUUCUGUUCUGUGAUUUGCUUUUAUGAUGUUUAAGUUUGUAAGUGUUUACUGAAAAUCAAUGGAAAAAAAAAGUCCAGUUCAUUUG
Molecule: messenger RNA, 1640 nt
Organism: Rubroshorea leprosula
Lineage: Eukaryota; Viridiplantae; Streptophyta; Magnoliopsida; Malvales; Dipterocarpaceae
Source: the annotation of a GenBank genome assembly